This is a messenger RNA of Euleptes europaea (tarantolino), 2730 nucleotides long. Its product is annotated as vomeronasal type-2 receptor 26-like. Gene Ontology annotation, molecular function: G protein-coupled receptor activity. The transcript is spliced from 7 exons. The coding region runs from base 1 to 2730 and encodes 909 amino acids. Gene Ontology annotation, cellular component: membrane. Gene Ontology annotation, biological process: G protein-coupled receptor signaling pathway. Lineage: Eukaryota; Metazoa; Chordata; Lepidosauria; Squamata; Sphaerodactylidae. The record is from RefSeq and is a predicted model, not a curated record.
AUGAGCAGUUACAAGGAGAUAAGUAAUGUGAUGAAGUCAACUCAGAAUGAUGUGUCAGUCAAUUUAGGAUACAUCACUGUUGAUGAGAGAAUAUUUGAAUUUAGGAUGGUGGUAUUUGUGCUGCUGAAGCUUUUGCUCCUUUCUCACAAGGUAUGCAAGGCUCAUGUUGUUCAGUGCAGGAUCAGAGAUCCACACCCUCCACUUCAACAGUAUUGUCAGUCAGGAGACCUCUUUGUUGGUGGUGUUGCUUCUCUGAGCUUCAACAUCAAUCCCAUAGACUUCACAGAAUACUCCCAGCUGGCAGUGUUUGAAGACCUUCUAGUUGUUCCUAAGAAUUACCAACACAUCCUGGCCUUGGCCUUUGCAGUAAAGGAGAUCAAUGAAAACCCUCAGAUAUUACCCAAUUCCUCCUUGGGCUUCCACAUCUUUGACAGCUAUUUCAAUGCAAGAUGGACCUACGAUGUCACAAUGCGACUUACCUCUUCUCAAGACCAGUUUGUCUCCAACUACAAAUGUGACACCCACAAUAAUCUGGUAGCAGUCAUUGGAGGGCUGGACAGCGACAUCUCACUUCAUGUUGCAACUAUACUGGGCAUCUACAAAGUUCCACAGCUCACCUAUGGCUCUGCUCCAGUAAUGAUGGACCACUCUCCAGGUUAUUCCAUUUACCAGAUGGCUCCGAAUGAAAGGCUUCAGUAUGUUGGGAUCACGGCUUUGUUGCUGCAUUUCAAGUGGACUUGGGUCGGGAUCCUUGUUAUGGAUGAUGACAGUGGAGAAAGGGUGGUGCAAACGUUGUCUUCAAUGUUUUCCCAGCAUGGUAUUUGUAUUGCCCUGACAGAAAGAAGUCCCAGAUCAGAUUUUGUCAGUGGGGUUUCAGACAUGAUGGAUCAGGGAGCAAAAACAUUUGCCAAAAUCUUGGAGAACAAAGCGAAUAUAUUUGUAGUGUUUGGAAAAUCUUACUCUGUGAAUGAUUUAAGAUGGUUGCAACAGCUGUCAGAAGGACGCUGGGAAACCAAAGGUACAGUGUGGAUAUUGACAGCCCAGAUGGAGCUCACUUCUUAUGGUUAUCAAAGGACUUGGGAUACAGACAUAAUCCAUGGUGUUCUGUCUUUCACAGUUCACUCCAAUGAUCUUCCGAAGUUUCAGAAAUUUAUCAAGAACCGAAGCCCUUUGAACACAAAAGAAGAUGGCUUUAUCCAGGACUUCUGGCAUCAUGCUUUCAACUGUGCAUUCAAAGAUGAAGUUCUGGAUGAGAUGAAAGGCGAUAUCUGCACAGGGGAAGAGAAGCUGGAAAGUCUACCUGGGGCUUUUUUUGAAAUGAGCAUGACAAGCCACAGCUACAGCAUCUACAGUGCUGUCUAUGCUGUGGCCCAUGCUGUACAUGCCAUGCAUUCAUUGCAAAGCAAGCCCAGAACAAUGAUGAAUAGAAUAGGGCUGAAUCUUCUUGGGCAGGACCAAUGGCAGCUCCAUGACUUCCUCAGAGAGGUUGCAUUUAACAACAGUGCCGGGAACAAAGUUUCAUUGAACGAGAAUGGGGAAUUGGAAGCUGGAUAUGACAUUAUGAAUUGGGUUAUUUCCUCCAACCAAUCCUUUCACAGGUUGAAAGUGGGGAGAGUGGAUCCUUGGACUGCUCCAGCACGUGCAUUCACCAUCAAGGAGAAAGAUAUAACAUGGCCGAGCUGGUUUAACCAGGCCCAGCCAGUUUCUGUGUGCAGUGAGAGUUGCCAUUAUGGAUACAGCAAGCAAGUGAAGGAGGGAGAGCAAUUUUGCUGCUAUGACUGCAUCCCAUGCCCGGAAGGAAAGAUUUCAGACCAGAACGACUCGAAUGACUGCUAUAAAUGCACAGAUGAACAAUUUCCAAGCAAAAACCAGGAUUUUUGUAUUUCCAAGCACAUCACCUUCUUGUCUUAUGAAGAACCUUUGGGACACACCCUAGCCUGUUUUGCUCUUUCUCUCUCUUUGAUCACAGCUCUGGUGUUGGGAACAUUUAUCAAGCACCACAACACACCAAUUGUCAAAGCCAACAACCGAAGCCUCUCCUACACUCUCCUUGUCUCUCUUCUGCUCUGCUUCCUUUGUGUACUGUUAUUCAUUGGCCAGCCUGAGAUGGUGACCUGCCUCCUGCGCCAAACUGCCUUUGGCACUAUCUUUUCAGUGGCUAUUUCUUGCAUCCUGGCUAAGACCAUCACUGUGGUGUUGGCCUUCAUGGCCACCAAACCAGGAAGCAGGAUAAGGAAAUGGGUGGGGAAAAGACUGGCCAACUCCAUUGUUUUUUCCUGCUCUUUUGUUCAAGGAGGAAUUUGUGCUCUCUGGCUGGCAACGUCUCCUCCAUUCCCAGAUGUUGACCUCUACUCAGUCACUGAAGAAGCGAUACUGGAAUGUAAUGAAGGAUCGUUGAUUCUAUUUUACUGUAUGUUGGGCUAUAUGGGUUUCCUGGCCAUUGUCAGCUUUAUUGUGGCUUUUCUUGCCAGGAAGCUACCUGAUUCUUUCAACGAAGCCAGGUUUAUCACUUUCAGCAUGUUAGUAUUUUGCAGUGUUUGGUUAUCCUUUGUUUCAACCUAUUUGAGCACCAAAGGAAAAUCCAUGGUAGCUGUGGAGAUCUUCUCUAUCUUAAGUUCUGGAGCUGGUUUGCUUAUUUUAAUUUUUGCCCCUAAAUGCUAUAUAAUUUGGCUGAGGGCUGAGUUAAACAAUAGGGAAGGAUUAAUACGGGCAAAAGAUCAAAGCACAUAA